CCCGCUCCUCUCCCCGCCCCCCCCCCCCCCCCCCGAGGGCUAUGCCAGUUGGGGAGGACAAUGCUGCCGCGUGGGACGCAACACAGUGAGGGGCGUGGCCUGGAGGACGCAUUACCCUAGCGACCACCACCGUGGCGGCGCAGACUUGAUCUAAUCGUAGAGCGGGAAAGGUGUGAGUGAAGAGGUGAAACGAAGAGGGCUUGCUGCCCCAGCCCCCCAGCACCCUGGGGGCUGGCGGGCGGCCAUGGAUCUGUAUCUCAGCAACUGCUAUAAGGCUGCCAAAGCCUCCACCACUAAGGCGGCCGCCAGCAGCCUAGCUGCCGCCAGAGAGCAGUGCGGCACCGGCUCACAAAAAGAACCCAUUCUAGAGGUCGGAGCAGCUAAUCUAUUGGAUCUUCCUCUUGGGGUCAAGCUGCCUGUUAUCCCAGGAAGCAACAAUGUAUUCUACACUACAAAUAUAAGUGAAAAGCUUUACCAGCCUUCUUACGACUUUAACCUGACUGAUCCUUAUUGCCGACUUUUGGAAACCAGCUACAAAAGUCUGCAUGAUCCACAUUUAAAAGCAUACUAUAAGCGAAAAGAUAUCCUAAAGAGAUUAAAGAAGGGCGGCUACAUCACGAACAAUAAUAAAGUCAUAUGUACUUUGAAAGAAUUGAAUAAGUACAGGCAGUAUCUGACUACUUUAAAAUUAGACUUUGAAAGAAACUAUAUAAAAGAACAAAAAAUCAUUGAAAAACAAGUAAAUAAAUUGAAUGAAACCAAGAGAGCCUAUGACAGUUAUGGAAACGCACAAUUCCAAGAAUGGCUGUUACAGGAAGGUACACACACAACUCCAGACCAAGAGCUGGUAAUAAAACACAGAUAUUUAGAUAUGAUUAGUAAGGAAUUAGACAAGGUUGAGCACACAGCAGAAAAGCAGAGCACAUUCCGGAUGAAGGAAGAAGAACUACAACAUCAGGACCACAUUAGAAGAAAACUUAGUCUCUGUAGACAAAUUGAAGAGGGAUGGAAGACAAAAGAAAUGCUUCUUCUAACCAAGAUUGGAGAAGAAGUAAAAAGAGAAGCCCGAGUUGAGGAACAACAUCAUAAACUCUGGGAGGAAGCCCACCGGAAGAAACAAGCACUUCUAGAGAAAAAAAUCGCUUAUCAUUUACAAAAAAUGCAAAAGGAUGACCUUAAGAGAGAAGGACCAGGGGGAAGUAUAAAUGAAAACAAAGGACAAGACAAAAGAGAAGCUCCUUCCCCAGAGAUAAAGAAAACAAGUGAUAGUACCAGUGGCCAGAAAUUACACCAAGGACAAAAACGUAAUUGAAAUUAUUUGAUUAGAAGUACUAAACUAGUAAUUUGUAGAAAGAUGGGAUUUGGUACUGACCGCAUCUGCUUACAAUGCAGAUAAAUCCUCUAUCCUAUGUUAUAAAUGAUGGAUUUUGAGUAAUAUUUGCCAACAGUGCUACAGCCUCUCUUGCUUUCUGGAUUAGACUCCCUAAUUACUCACUCAGUUCAUGUCACUGCCACCACAUGCCCGUGAGCAGGACCGUGCAUAUUUUGCAGCUGACAAGUCUGCAAGCCCAGUUGAGAGCCCUGCUUCUCCAUGGCCCCUGCUCCUGAUCUCAUUUCUGUAUUUUUCCAUUACCAACAAGAUCCCAAGGCAUUGUUUUUUAACCUGUUCCCCACUGGCUCCUACCGCUACUACUGCCAGUCUUCACUCAGCAAGCAGUUCUGCCUCCUAGGGAAGCUUUUCCCUGCAUCUCAUUUGUUUCAUUCACCUGGAGAGUCAUCCUUGCAGAUUGCUGACUGGAGGUGCUACUGAUGUUUCUGAAGCCAGCAGCCCUAGGGACCUAGUGAGGACCGAGACUCCAACCAACACUCUUUCUCAAAACCCUGCCCUUCCUUAGACUUUGGAAUUUUCAGGCCUGAAGUAACUUCUGUCACUUCACUGGCAAUAGAAAUAUUUUAUUCUGCCACUUAUUUUUCCUCAGCAGUGGGGCAUGCCCUCAGUGUUGCCCACUCUUAUUCCCCUGUUCCUUUUAGAACAGCCUGACGGAGUAGCAGUUGUUGUCAUUCUCAAAUUUCAACCUAUUUCUUGAAUAGGCUUCUCUAAUACAUAUAUGGCUAGCACAUUUUGCCAGUGCCUUCUUUCCUUUUGCUUUUGGGCUCAGUCAUUGAUUUUUCUAACAUAUUGCCUUUGUGGGGCCCCCAUAAUGGCCCUGAAUUUCAUGUAGCCUCCCCCAUCUUUCUGCUUCUUUGCAAAAGAUGAUGUCCAAAUGUCUGGGGUAAGAGGUGUGGCUAAUGUUCUUAUUUCUCUGUGUGGCAGCAAUAUGGGCAUCACUUAAACAACUUAUUAGAAAUGCAGAUUCUCAGGCUUUACCCUGGACCUACCGAAUUGGAAUCUACAUUUUCACAAGAUCCCCGUGCUUUAUAUGCACAUUGAAGCUUGGGGAACAGUGGCAUCUGUGACCUCAUGGAGGUGAAAUAAAGCCAUGGUGCUUAGAUGAAAUGUCUUCUGCCUCUGGUCUCCAGAGAGAGAGAUGUUCUCAUCUCUUCUGACAUAGUGCUUGACCUGUUGACAUUCACAGUGGAAGUCAGCCACCAGGGCAGUGACUCAUGGUUUGGUCUCACUGAACGUAGAGCCCUC
Messenger RNA from Herpailurus yagouaroundi (jaguarundi), 2635 nucleotides. Its product is annotated as fibrous sheath-interacting protein 2-like. The transcript has 9 exons. The record is from RefSeq and is a predicted model, not a curated record. Bases 245 to 1312 code for a protein of 355 amino acids. Gene Ontology annotation, cellular component: mitochondrion. Lineage: Eukaryota; Metazoa; Chordata; Mammalia; Carnivora; Felidae.